UGCUUCAUGAACGCGGUGCUGCAGUGCCUGAGCAGCACCAAACCGUUACGGGAUUUCUGCCUGAGGAAGGAAUUCCUCCAGGAGCAGCCGCCCGGAGCCCGCGGCCCACAGGAGCUCACUGAGGCCUUCGCCGAUGUCAUCGCUGCCCUCUGGCACCCGGAAUCCACCGAGGCCGUCAACCCUGGGCGCUUUAAGGCCAUCUUCCAGAAGUACGUCCCUUCCUUCACUGGAUACAGCCAGCAGGACGCCCAGGAGUUCCUCAAGUUCUUCAUGGACCGACUGCACGCCGAGAUCAACCGCAAGGGCCGCAGGACCCCCAGCAUCCUGGCGGACACCCGGCGCAGCCCCCACCCCGAGGACAGCGAGAGCAUGAGCGACGACGAACGCGCCAACCUGAUGUGGAAGCGCUACCUGGAGAGGGAAGACAGCAAGAUCGUGG
Messenger RNA from Lagopus leucura (white-tailed ptarmigan), 439 nucleotides. RefSeq names its product ubiquitin carboxyl-terminal hydrolase 21-like. NCBI's taxonomy places the organism in Eukaryota, Metazoa, Chordata, Aves, Galliformes, Phasianidae. Gene Ontology annotation, biological process: protein deubiquitination. The annotation marks the transcript as partial. Gene Ontology annotation, molecular function: cysteine-type deubiquitinase activity. Gene Ontology annotation, cellular component: cytoplasm. The transcript is spliced from 4 exons. The record is from RefSeq and is a predicted model, not a curated record.